Molecule: messenger RNA, 1244 nt
Organism: Medioppia subpectinata
Lineage: Eukaryota; Metazoa; Arthropoda; Arachnida; Sarcoptiformes; Oppiidae
Source: the annotation of a GenBank genome assembly
AGAAGUCGACGAACGAAAUAUGGCUGACAUUCUUCAACGGCCGGUAUAUUAUUCUACUGAUGGGUUCGUUCAGCAUAUAUACGGGUCUCAUGUAUAACGACAUAUUCUCCAAGUCGUUGAACAUAUUUGGCAGUUCCUGGAAAGCCAUCAAACCUUCGGGUAAUCUCUAUAAUCACAGCCAUUAUAUACUCGACCCGCAGACCCAAUACGAUGGCGGCCCCUAUUUCUUCGGCAUUGAUCCGGUAUGGCAGGUGUCGGAGAAUAAGAUCUUAUUCCUCAACUCAUACAAAAUGAAACUGUCGGUCAUUCUAGGCGUCGGCCAAAUGCUAUUCGGCGUUAUAUUGAGUUUCUGGAACCAUAAAUACUUCCAGAACCGGUUGAACAUAAUGUGCGAAUUCAUACCGCAGAUGAUCUUCUUGUUGUCGAUCUUCGGUUACAUGAAUCUACUGAUUGUACCGGUUGAACAUAAUGUGCGAAUUCAUACCGCAGAUGAUCUUCUUGUUGUCGAUCUUCGCGGCUGCGCGCCAUCCAUACUAAUCAAUUUGAUUAAUAUGUUUCUGUAUAAGUAUGUGGACGACGACGACGACGUGCCCGCCUGUUAUCUGAAGGACUGGUACGCGGGCCAGAAGUUCUUCCAGACGAUACUGCUGUUGGCGGCGUUGGGAUGCAUACCGUGGAUGCUGUUCGUCAAGCCGUACAUUCUCAAGAAGCAGCACGAACUCCGCGAGCGCUUCCAUCCGGGCAACGAAGUGAUGGUCGACGGCGAACCGGCCGGCGAUACCACUAUCACUAUAGAGCCGGCGGCGCAGAGCGGUGGCGGCGAUCACGGCUCGGGCGUCGCGUUCGACAUGCAGGAGAUAUUCAUACAUCAGGCCAUUCACACGAUUGAGUACUGUUUGGGCUCCAUAUCCCAUACGGCCUCAUACCUGCGUCUAUGGGCGCUGAGUUUAGCGCACGCCCAGCUCUCGGAGGUGUUGUGGUCGAUGGUUAUGCGCAUCGGUCUGAACGGCACCGGCAUCUCCGGCGGUAUUGUUAUGUAUCUGAUAUUUGGCUUUUGGGCCGGACUUACGGUCAGCGUUCUGUUGGUUAUGGAAGGUCUGAGCGCUUUCCUUCACGCCCUGCGUCUCCAUUGGGUCGAGUUUCAGAGCAAGUUCUACUCGGGAACGGGCUAUUCGUUUCAGCCGUUCUCGUUUGAGGUGAUUCUUGAACAGACGGCCCAAGAAUCGGCCGCUGAGACCACAUAA